CUGUCCCGAACGUUCAUGGUCGGAUCUCCGCUGAAGGACUCCGUGUCUAGCUUUCGCUUAGUGGAACAACUGUCAAUUAACAUCCGCCACCUCGACGCCACUCGACCCAAUGGCAACGAUAGCCCCGUCAACGCGUGCCAGGACUCGAACCAUUGCCAACACGUUCUCUGCGGAACUAUGGUCGACACUACCGGUAGACAUCCUGCGUGAAAUCAUCCACGAGAUAGCCAUCAACUACCCUGUAGCCGCUGGCCACCUCCGACGCGUAUGCAGCGAGUUCAACCGAUGGAUUCUGCCUGUGAUUUUGAAGCACGUCGUUCUCGAGACUUCCAGUGAUGCGAUGCGCUACGCCAGGACGAUACAUGGGUGGGAGGAUGAGCCAACGAAGGUCGACGACAACCCUUGGGCCGUGCCGCUCAUCAAAUCGCUUGUAAAGCCCAGGCGCAAUCGAUUUCCGCGGUCGGUAAUGUGCGCACAGUCCCUUGCCCUCGUCACCCCAACGCAGCUCCCGUCCGUCGAGAAUGCUCUUUCCGGCGUUGACACUCUGGCUGACAUCCAUUCCCUCGCGAUAUCUUACGGAAAUCUGGGCGCACAUCGGUUCUGGCUCGUCAGCAAGCGCGUGCGCCCGCGGCGUAUCAUGCUGCUACACCACGGGGACCCAGUAUACAUCGAUAUGCGGGACGAGCUGUUCUCCGAAGUCACGCAUCUCUACGCCAAUAAUCCCAAUUACCUGACAAUAUGGGACGGCUAUCGCCUGAGAGACUAUUCCCGCGGAAGGCGCAUCCGCUCAGAAUGUCUGCGAUAUAUCGCAAUCCAUACCAAGCUGGAGACUAUGACUGAGGCUCAGCGGAGAGAUGUGGCGGACGGUUUACGAUGGAUAUUGGAGGUGUACCCUGACAUCGAACAUCUCGUCCUGACGGUGUUACCGAAUCCACAAAACCGACCUCAGGAUACUCUUCGCCGUGUCCUUCCACCUGUGCCCCUUCACGAGAGAUUCGACGGAGAACAGGCGGAGAGACGCAUUGCUGCGGCACUGCAGCCUACAACGUACUGGGACGCGGUCUUCCCGGAGUUGUCAGCUGACACCCGCCGGACGGAAUCGCGCAAAGACCUGCACCGUGACCCGCGCUUCACGCCACUGCUAUUCCCCUUCGACGCGCGGCGCGAAUGGACGGCGGAGAUGGACGUCUGGAGACACGCGGAGCUCUGGAAACGUGCAGGGUCUGGAGAGUUGGCGGAGACAGAGUUUCAGAACCUCUGCGACGAGCUUGCCAAAGCGUGGAACGGCUACCCUUCUCAGACGGCCCCACUGAUCAUUUCUCCGACACCAUCCGCCACUACUACUGGGGGACCCUGGCUUACAGACGCCACUAAAGAUAAGAAAAUGUUGCGUGGGCGAAAUGCUACAGCAACCCCUGCUAUCACCUGGACCCCCGUCGAAGCACCCUGGGCAUUGCAACACUGAGUCCUACGGCAUCGUUCGGGUACGGGCGUGCAGGUGUAAAGCAGGUUUUGUAUAAUUGAAUGUGAAAUCAUGGGCCUAAGCGACGGCCGACUGCGUCGAGGCUCUGUCCCCUCUCGUACGGCAAGCCCGUUCCCCGCUUAGCUUCCACCCCAUAUCCAGAAUGACGGGCUCCGUCGCGCGCGCUGUCGGGUGCUGUACAGCUCCUCAUGUGCAGGGUCUACGCCGUCGCGGCGGAACCGUGACAUGGCACCGCCCAAUCGUCGCCCUGAUACCCGGGUUUCUUCCCCUGACAUUCAAUGAAUAUGCAACUUCUUCUUAAGGAAGACCGUUUCCGUUCUGCGUCCU
Molecule: messenger RNA, 1810 nt
Organism: Schizophyllum commune H4-8
Lineage: Eukaryota; Fungi; Basidiomycota; Agaricomycetes; Agaricales; Schizophyllaceae
Exons: 3
Coding region: 110-1465 (451 amino acids)
Source: RefSeq, a predicted model, not a curated record